AGAUCCAGGUUUACGUGAUAAUCUUUGGACCGUUUAUUCAAUUUCCUGACAGGUGAUUGUGGCUCGUGCUCUCCCACACCCUUCAACCCCCCCGGGACACUUUUCUCUUUAAUCUAAUUGGAUGAUAAGUGGGUGCGUUCUGCGGAGCCCGGAGCCAAAACGCUUGCGCGGCCUUCUUCUCUGGAGUCCGAUCUCGUCACAGUUUCCUCUCAAAUCCCAUUUGCUAUUAUACCUGCCCAAUCGCAGAGACCGAGCGCGUUUUAACUCGGAUGGCAUUUCUGUUCCAUCAUUACAAUCCAGCGCAGGUUUGACGCAGUGAUCUCUGCGCGCUGAUCAGGGGACGGCUUUCUGUCUCUUGCGUCCUUGACUUAUAUUCUUAUUCAAAAACCAAGAAACUUGCUGAUGCUUGUUGAGUUAAACAUUUAUCUCAAUAUUUUAUGGUAUUUUAUUUCGGACAGUAAACGGUGAUGGCAGAUUCUGAUGCGCAAGACACUCGCCAACCCGCUAAAGACUCACCCUUCUCCAUCAAGAACCUGCUCAACAUUGAAGACAAACCAUCAAAGCCAAAAAUCACACUUGGUUCAUCCAAAGGAGUGUUUGAAGGCAGUUUCUUUUCUCGGCUCAGUGACUUGUCUCUUCCUCGAUUCGAGCUGCCAACUCAGAGGAUCGGACUGUCAGCGCAGUAUUUGGAGAGAGCGUCUGCCUGGUGGUACCCAUACGCGCUGGGGACGCAUUUUAGGACUGGAGUGUGUGAGAAGAUCAAUCCAAGAGAAGAGUCGCCGGCACCCGACAGACGCUCCCCGGAUCUUCCAAAAAGUGACCAAGAUGCCAAAGAUGAAAGCGCCGACGACGACAUCGCCCUGGAUGAAAGUGACGCGGAGGAGUCAAAGAAAGAAACGGACCAGGAUGAGGACUGGAGGAGAAAAUCUGACGACCUAGACCCUGAGAAAAAGUCGUGCCGGAAGAAGAAGACGCGCACGGUGUUUUCCAGGAGCCAGGUCUUCCAGCUGGAGUCCACUUUUGACAUCAAGCGCUACCUGAGCAGCUCGGAGAGGGCUGGCCUGGCCGCGUCGCUGCACCUGACCGAGACGCAGGUGAAGAUCUGGUUCCAGAACCGGAGGAAUAAGUGGAAAAGACAGUUGGCCGCAGAGCUGGAGGCGGCCAACAUGAGCCAUGCGGCGGCGCAGAGGAUUGUGCGUGUUCCGAUACUUUACCAUGAGAGCGGCGCCUCGGAAACGAGCGGUGGCCCCGGUACAAACUCACCGAGCAGCCAGUCGCUCCUGGCUUUCCCCCACCACAUGUACUAUUCCCAUUCAGCCCCCCUGCUGAGGCCAGUUUAACAACGAUGGUGUCAGAAUGUACAGAUGUUUUUAAUGAAAUCAAUUCGAAACCAAAAUAAAAAAUUGUAUAUUUUGUAGAUUCAAGGACAAUUGUUUAAGGCUGUAUUAUUAUUAUUAUUAUUAUUAUUAUUAUUAUUAUUAUUAUUAUACAUUCCUACAAUACAGGGUCUCUCAAUUGUGUUGCAAAGGAGCAAACAAAAUAUAUUAUUAUUUUUAUUGUUGGCGAGUCUCACAAAUGUGUGUGCGUGUGUGUAUAUUUUAAUUUGUUCAGUUGUGACAAAAGGAGCUUUGGAACAGAGUCGGCUCUCUGCUUUGCAGAGAUUUGUGUCAGUGUUUGUACCUGAAAAUGUGGAAUUUAAUAUUUAGAUAUUUUCAAAUGUUGUGCAAUAUUGUUGUUGUUUUUUUAGCUUUUAAGACCUUUGUCAACAAUAGCUCAGUUAAAAAGAGAAAAUCUCUUUGUAAUAGUGAAGACAAUCAUGCGAUUCCUAGAGAAAACUGAAAAAAAAGAAAUCUAUAAUAACAGGAUUUUUUUAUAAGACGCAUCCAUGAGAGAGCCAAAAAGUCUGCUUCUGCGUGUUUUUUGUCUGAUAAUUACAUCCUGUAGCUCUGAUUUCCCUUUCAGUAAAAUGAAAUAAAAAAAUGAAUAUUGUAUUAAAAGCAGUCCAAUAAAUAAAUAAACCAUUUACUCUU
Nothobranchius furzeri (turquoise killifish) is the source of this 2030-nucleotide messenger RNA. RefSeq names its product homeobox protein HMX3-B. Gene Ontology annotation, cellular component: nucleus. NCBI's taxonomy places the organism in Eukaryota, Metazoa, Chordata, Actinopteri, Cyprinodontiformes, Nothobranchiidae. Gene Ontology annotation, biological process: regulation of transcription by RNA polymerase II. The record is from RefSeq and is a predicted model, not a curated record. Gene Ontology annotation, molecular function: RNA polymerase II transcription regulatory region sequence-specific DNA binding; DNA-binding transcription factor activity, RNA polymerase II-specific.